AUGGACCGACGCGGCAGGCCAGUCGUCCCUUUAACCCAGCACGCCAACAAGGAGCCUGAGGCGAGAGCAUCGGAAGAAAACGACGAAGACGAGUCGCUGUUGUAUUCGCACGGAGGUCGAUCUCAAGAGCGAAAGAAGAGCUUAUCACGAAAGAUCUGGACUGCAGUUCUGGUCGUUGGUUCCAUGGCGUGCUGCUUUGCUGGCGGUUUCAUGGUGCGAGAUCUGACGCUGCCUCUUGUGUGGAACUUUGACAACUACGAGACUCUCCCCGCCGAUAUCCAGAACCUCCUACUCAAGAACGGCGAUGCCCGCAUGGCCUUCCAGAAAGACACGAAAACGCCCACCACCCGCGGCGAGGAGGCGUCCCCUCCGCUGUGGCACCAAGCCCCCAGCGCCGAGUCGGACAAGUACUGGGACGACAACUUCAUGAUCAAGGACAUGUUCCUCAUCACGGCCGAUGACAUGCGGCGGCUGGGCAAGGACCCCGACAAACACGUGAGCAUCCCGGGCGACUGGGGCUACGGCGACAGGCGGUACCUGACGCGCUUCGACCACACGCACCAGCUGCACUGCCUCGACGCCCUGCGGCGGGUCGUCUUCGCCGGGCACAACGGCAUCAACACGUCCAGCGCCGCCGAGAUGAACCACUUCGAGCACUGCGUCUGGAGCAUCCUCGACUACCUGACCUGCCACGUCACCUACGACACCUACAACUACGUCUGGAUGGACGACUUUGCCCAGCCCGUCCCCGACCACACCAGCCGGCGGCAGUGCAGGGACAUGAAGCCGCUGACAGACUUUUACCACCGGGGAUCGGUCCACGAUGACGCCAGGAUUCGGUACCUGGUCGCGCAGGAGGACAAGGGGGAUUUUGUCCACCCCAUCGCGGCGGAUCGAAAGGCGUUUAAUGAUGAGGUCCUGGCUAUCAGUGGUGAUCCUGGGGUCUACGGGAGCGAGGCGAGGGCGCGGGCGAGGAAGGUCAAGCUUGACGGCGCAGUGGCGGAGUACGAGGCCACUGGGACCAUUCCUCGGGUCGAAAAGGACGCUCCGGCCUGGCCUUAG
Diaporthe citri is the source of this 1062-nucleotide messenger RNA. RefSeq lists its product as uncharacterized. Gene Ontology annotation, biological process: mycotoxin biosynthetic process. The transcript has 2 exons. The coding region runs from base 1 to 1062 and encodes 353 amino acids. Lineage: Eukaryota; Fungi; Ascomycota; Sordariomycetes; Diaporthales; Diaporthaceae. The record is from RefSeq and is a predicted model, not a curated record.